UUUUAUAUAAUCCUUUGUAUAAUCACAAUGUUAUUAACACAUGUAUUUCAUUGAGAUGUUUAAUGAGUUGUUCCUCGGUUCCUGCUCCCAUGUUCAGUGUAUGAGGCGGAGUCGCGGGCGUCGCUCGUCUACUGCACGCGACUAUAUGACAACACUAUAACCCCGUCCGCGUGUCGCGAUCAGUGAACAGGUCCCAUUCAUCGUAUUGAACAGGAGUUUAGAAAAUGUUAUAAAACACAACAGAAAGAUGAGUUCAGAAACAGAGAAUGUCCACCUUAAAGAUAACACGGACUUGCAAAUACAAAAAAUGAUCGAGAAACAUGAAAAGAAGGUAGAAACGAACGGCUUGGAGGUGCCGAGGAAGAGUCACAGGCUGUCGUUCAUGGAGGAGGAGAGCUUGAAGGAGAGGAACCGACUACAGCUGCUGAAACAGAUAGCGGCCAUCCUGAAGCAGGGGGACGAGAGAUACAGCAAGGAAACCUUGCACAGGACCUUCCAAGAUGACGACUUGUUGGAGCGAAUCUUUCGUUUGUUCUGUGAUGAAGAACAUCUCGUCCAGGAGGAGUGGAUAGAAGCACUUAAGGAGAGGUUACAAGAAGACAAACAACUCGACUUCGUGGAGCAAGUCGAGAGCGUCGCGUACGUACUCUGUGGAGACGGAGUGGUCACGAAGGAGACGUUCAGUAAGAUAUGGAAGAACAAGGUGGUGACGAACAAGAUGUUCCGCGCGGUGGAAGGCGGGUCAGGCUCAGUGGGCGCAUCGGACCUCGUGGACCUCAUCACGGCCGCCACCGACAGCAGAACCAGAGCCGGUAUAGACAAGGAGUCAUUGGAUCGUUUGGAAAGAUUGUUCAAGGAGACGGUCGGUGACCAGAGAGAGAUCACCAGAGAACAGUUCCAGAAGAUCGUCGUCUCCAAGAAUCCCUUCUUCACUGAACGCGUGUUUCAAAUCUUCGACGAAGAUGACUCCGGAUCCAUCUCCCUCCGCGAGUUCCUCUCAGCGGCCGCUCGUGUCGCUUCGCGGUCACCCAGAGACAAGCUGAGGUUUCUCUUCCAAGUGUACGACCUGGACGGUGACGGGCUGAUACAACACCGUGAACUGCAGCACGUGAUGAGAGCCGCCAUGGAGGAAAACAACAUGAGCUUCUCAGAGGAACAGCUCCGAGACCUCACUAGCGCUCUGUUCGAAGACGCGGAUGUUGAUGGGCGAGGAGCCAUCACGUGUGACGCGCUCCGAGACCAACUCGACAGACACGGGGGACUAUUAGACAAUCUCUCCAUCAGUAUAGACCGCUGGCUGGUGCCUCCUCCUCAGCCGGAGCCCCUCGCCCUGCGCCAACGACUCGCCAACAUGAGACCUUACCAACUGUCUCUAAACUAUCUGAGGAACAACUAUGUUUUCGUCUCCUACUUGGCAUUCUUCUUUCUCAUGAACGUAGCUCUCUUCAUUGCAAGGAUCGUCGAAUACUGGGAUCACAAUAUUUUUGUUAAAUUUGCUCGAGCUUCAGGCCAGUGUCUGAACUUCACAUCAUCGUGGGUGUUGGUGCUGAUGCUGCGUCGAACCCUGACCUCUCUCCGUGAGCGCGGGGUGGUGGGAGCUCUCCUCGACCGUCACGUCUCCCUCCACAAGCUGGCGGCCCUCACCCUCAUUGCACACGCCGCCCUGCACUCCGUUAUGCAUUUCUGUAACUUUGCGCUGGUGGUGGUGCCGCCCUCCCCACUACCACUCCACGUGUGGUUGCUGACCUCUCGUCCGGGAGUCUUCGGUCUGAUUCAAGGCUGGGCUAACCCCACGGGUGUAGUUCUUGUGGUGGUGCUGGCAGCCUUGGCGUACUCCUCGCGACCAGCAGUCAGGAGAAGGGGUUGCUUCGAGGUGUUUUACUUCACCCAUCUCCUGUACGUUCCGUUCUGGAUUCUCCUCAUCCUUCACGCACCCAAUUUCUGGAAGUGGUUCAUCGUCCCCGGAACCGUUUAUCUCAUCGAGAAGAUGUUAAGGCUUUGGUGGUUGAGAUCUGGUCGUGGCCGCAGUUACAUAACAUCCGGCGCCCUCCUUCCCUCCCGCGUCCUGCACGUGGCCGCACGCCGACCUCGAGGGUUCAACUUCCGCGCCGGAGACUAUGUGUUUGUGAACGUGCCCGCUAUAGCUCGAUUCGAGUGGCAUCCCUUCACCAUCAGCAGUGCGCCCGAGGAGAAAGACUACAUCUGGCUUCACAUCCGAGGAGUGGGCGAGUGGACCAACAGACUGUAUGAACACUUCGAACAACAAACGAAACGAGAACAAAUACAAGAAAAAACGCAUCGUAGCAAUUCAACCCAGAGCAACAAAAGUAAUCAGAGUAACAAGAGCAAUAAAAGCAAGAAGUCCACCAAGAAACCUUCCAUAGACUCCGGAUACACUAAUGAAGCGUACACCAUUGAUGAAGAAAACGAAAAUGGCUGCGGUCUCAACUCAACUCCACAAACCCGUCCUCCGCUCUUGUCUCCUCUUCGCUUCCUGGAGAAGUCUCGCUCGAUGCCCGACGUGAGAAAAAGUUUAAAGAAGAAACGGUUCAUGAUUCCUGAGUAUCACCGCUCCGAGUCAGCCACCUUCCCCCCGGCGCCGGCCCCCUCCCCCUCGCCGCGCCCCUCUGCUCGCAGCCCCGCGGGCGCCCUCCACCUCGCAAACAGCUUCCGUCACCUGAGGACUAAGCCAGCCAUCGUGUCGUGUGAGACGCCGCCUCUUAAGAAAGAAAGCUUACUGACCAGCGCGAGACGUCGCCUGUCAAAGACGCUCUCUCCAGACAGAGACGAUGAUGACAGACACGAAGACCCGGAGGCGGGAGACGGCGCGGAACACGAGGACCAACAUGGACAUACAUACAUGAAACCGUUAGAGAUGUACAUCGACGGUCCGUACGGCGCGGCUUCCUCGUUAAUGUUUUCGUGCGAGCACGCGGUCUUAGUGGCGGCCGGGAUCGGGGUGACUCCGUUCGCGUCGGUGUUACGGUCCAUCGCCCACAGACUGUCCCGGGCGCAACACGCCUGCAGCAACUGCGGCCAGCGCUGCGUGACCCCGGACGCCGCCGACAUCACGCUCAAGAAGGUCGACUUCAUCUGGAUCAAUCGAGACCAGAGAGCCUUCGAGUGGUUCGUGUCGCUACUGUCGUCUCUGGAGAUGCAGCAGGCCGAGCUGGAGCGGGCGGGAGGCCGGAGGUUCCUCGAUAUGCACAUGUACGUCACCAGCGCGCUGCAGCGCUCCGACAUGAGGGCGGUGUCGCUGCAGCUGGCGCUGGAUCUGAUGCACGGCAAGGACCAGCGGGAUCUGGUGACCGGACUUAAGACCCGCACCGCCGCCGGAAGACCCAACUGGGACGUAGUCCUCCGGAGAGUGGCCGCCGGGCGGCAGGGACCCAUCUCCGUGUUCUACUGUGGGCCCGCUCCCCUCGGGCGAGUGCUCCGGGACAAGUGCUGCCGGCUCGGGUACGACUUCCGGAAGGAGGUCUUUUGAUGCAACCCUCAUAGAAAAUGACAGCUUGUGUGUGUUUGUGUGUGUGACUCCAUUUGUAUUUAUAUUGUUCGUCUUGGAAUGAUCUUGUUUGUAUAUAAGUUUAUUUAUUUUAUUUAUGUCUCCUAAAUCGUUUGUCUCGCCAUUACAUACGGUUAAUUUAAUUAUAAUACGAUUGUUGUAUACAGCAUGCUCUCGUCACAGUGUUCUCACUCGUGUCAGCGGCAGGUUAUUAUUUAUUUGACGUAUUUGUUAUAACAUAUAUUAGGCAUUCAAAGUAAGCUGCUCUGCUCCCUCCACACAGACGUCGUGGCUAGUUAUAUUUGUUUUAGAGUAAUAAUGUAAGGAGAUAACAAAGAAAUGACGUGUUUAAUGUUCAGUUACCGAUGAAUUGUAGUCAUGCUUAUUUAUUUUUCUGUCGUCAGAUUCGUUUCUUUAAUUAUAUGUAUUUUUGUAUUUUUAUAUCGAGAGUUAAUUAAAUAUAAACUGCGAUUAUUAUAACGACUUUUUUAAAAUUUAUUUUAA
Danaus plexippus (monarch butterfly) is the source of this 4009-nucleotide messenger RNA. RefSeq names its product NADPH oxidase 5 (gene Nox). Gene Ontology annotation, biological process: defense response; superoxide anion generation. Gene Ontology annotation, cellular component: plasma membrane; NADPH oxidase complex. Lineage: Eukaryota; Metazoa; Arthropoda; Insecta; Lepidoptera; Nymphalidae. Gene Ontology annotation, molecular function: superoxide-generating NAD(P)H oxidase activity; calcium ion binding. The transcript has 19 exons. Bases 248 to 3487 code for a protein of 1079 amino acids. The record is from RefSeq and is a predicted model, not a curated record.